UCUGAAAGAUUAUGUUUCAUUACAGCACACGUACCAACUAUCUAUAAACAAAAAAUAAGAUAACUUAUUUAUCGCAGUUCAACCACAGCUCUGAAUAAAUAAAGAUGUGUAUUUUUUAUCUCUUAUUAAUCUUUGUGAUUCUACCAUCGACUUUGUCUCAACAUUUCAAUUAUAUUGAAAUCAGAUAUGUUAAAAAUAACACAGUGUUUGUGUCGCCGUACGCAGACGACGUCAAUUUUGAAAAAGAAAUCACAGAUAUUUGGGUUGACAACCAAACAAUCCCCAUUUUGAAAACUGGAAGUUUUCAGAAUUUACCGAAACUAAAACUUAUCAAAAUUCGGGAGUGUGGUUUAAGUAAGAUUGAAGACAACGCAUUUGAGAAUCUUCCAAAAUUACGAAUACUCAACUUGAACAAAAACCGACUAAAAGUGAUUAAAAACGGAACUUUUAGUAGACUCGCCAUAAGUAAACUAUACUUGGCAAUGAAUGGAAUCGAAUCCCUUGAAACGGAAGCUUUUUACAACAUCACAAAUUUAGAAGUGAUUGAUUUAAGUAGGAAUAACUUGAAACACUUGCAUACCCACAUGUUUAAAGGCACUCCCUAUUUGCGACAAAUUGAUUUAAGUUUUAAUAAAAUUGAGGUGGUUCCAUAUGAGUGUUUUAAAGGCACUUUUUCUAAUGUAGAAGAAGGGGAAGAAUCUUUUAUCAGACUGAAUGACAAUCAAAUGAAACAUUUAGGAUUGGGGCAACUUAAAGGAAUUUACAAUAUUAAAGAACUGAACUUGGGGAAUAAUGUUAUAGAGAACGUGGAUAUGAAUACUUUUAAGAAGAUUAAUUACAUUGAAAUCCUUAAUCUGGAAAACAAUCAGUUGUCAUCGCUGCAUAAUUCGGUUUUGAGAGACUUGCAAUCAACAGCUCUUUAUAUUGACUCAAACCCUUUAAACUGCGAAUUUGUAAAAAAGUUUGUACGCUGGUGUAUCAAUUACAAAAAAAAUAGUACAAUUAAUUCUGGUCAUUUGAAACAGUGUAAUGUGUAAAAUAUACUUACUCUUUUC
Messenger RNA from Tribolium madens (black flour beetle), 1055 nucleotides. Its product is annotated as P-granule-associated novel protein 1-like. Gene Ontology annotation, cellular component: plasma membrane. Gene Ontology annotation, molecular function: protein binding. The transcript has a single exon. Bases 105 to 1037 code for a protein of 310 amino acids. The record is from RefSeq and is a predicted model, not a curated record. NCBI's taxonomy places the organism in Eukaryota, Metazoa, Arthropoda, Insecta, Coleoptera, Tenebrionidae.